Hyla sarda is the source of this 1389-nucleotide messenger RNA. RefSeq names its product aurora kinase B (gene AURKB). Gene Ontology annotation, cellular component: spindle midzone; chromosome passenger complex; spindle pole centrosome. The transcript is spliced from 9 exons. The coding region runs from base 250 to 1254 and encodes 334 amino acids. Gene Ontology annotation, biological process: mitotic spindle organization; protein phosphorylation; regulation of cytokinesis. Gene Ontology annotation, molecular function: protein kinase activity; ATP binding. Lineage: Eukaryota; Metazoa; Chordata; Amphibia; Anura; Hylidae. The record is from RefSeq and is a predicted model, not a curated record.
CAGGACGGAACAACUCCGACCAAUCAGAUAUGUUUGACGUCACGUCCAAUAGGAAUUCUGUGGCCGGCUUUUAAAAUUGACUUCGGCCAAUCAGAGGAAGGCACCGCAGUCGGUAUCUGGCCAAUCAGCGCUGGGAGGUUGGGUCAGGUGACCGGCUGGAGACUGUGGCGGUUUAGAUUUGAAUUGAGAGAGUUUAGUGUGCGAGAGACGAGUGGAGAGCGAGGAUCAGCGGGAACAGAAGGAGACAGGAUGUCUUACAAGGAGAACCUCAACCCUUACAGUAAGUUCGCCACCCCAACCAGCGCCUCGGGCCCCCAGCGCGUUCUCAGGAAGGAGCCCUUCUCCGCCUCCUCCAGCUCCACCCUCUCAGUGACGGCGGGCCGCGUGGCGGUGACUGAUACGGCAGAGAAGGCCAUGGACUGCCCAAAAAGGAAAUUUACCAUUGAGGAUUUCGACAUCGGGCGUCCUCUGGGUAAAGGAAAGUUUGGCAACGUGUACCUGGCCCGGGACAAGCAGAACAAAUUCAUCAUGGCCCUGAAAGUCCUCUUCAAGUCCCAGCUGGAGAAGGAAGGCGUGGAGCACCAGCUGAGGAGAGAGAUCGAGAUCCAGUCUCACCUCCGACACCCGAACAUCCUGCGCAUGUAUAACUACUUCCAUGACCGCAAGCGCAUCUACCUGAUGCUGGAAUUUGCCCCCCGGGGGGAGCUGUACAAGGAGCUGCAGAAAUACGGCCGAUUCGAUGAGCAGAGGAGUGCUACGUUCAUCGAGGAGCUGGCUGACGCCUUACAGUACUGCCAUGAGAGGAAGGUUAUCCACAGAGACAUCAAGCCUGAGAACCUGCUCAUGGGCUAUAAGGGUGAGCUGAAGAUCGCUGACUUUGGCUGGUCUGUCCACGCCCCCUCACUCAGGCGUCGGACCAUGUGCGGAACGCUGGACUACCUGCCCCCAGAGAUGAUCGAGGGAAGGACCCAUGAUGAAAAGGUGGAUCUAUGGUGCGCGGGGGUCCUCUGCUAUGAGUUCCUCGUGGGCGUGCCUCCUUUCGAAAGCCCCUCGCACUCGGAGACCCACCGCAGGAUAGUGAAGGUCGACCUUCAGUUCCCGUCCUUCCUGUCCGACGGGUCCAAAGAUCUCAUCAGCAGACUGUUGCGUUACGUUCCAGCACAGCGCCUCUCGCUCAAGGGAGUCAUGGAGCACCCGUGGGUGAAAGCCAACUCUCGUCGUAUCUUACCUCCAGCCUACAGUACCAGCAAGUAAUCUCCGGCUCUGGCCUCUACUGUAACGCACCCAAAUCACCAAGAAGAUAGGACAUCUUGGACUACAGCCAGGGUGGGGGGGGUCUCUUCUAGAAUCCUCAGUAUCCUAAUAGAAGACAUUAGAGAUGAGCGAACU